Molecule: messenger RNA, 1949 nt
Organism: Vanessa atalanta (red admiral)
Lineage: Eukaryota; Metazoa; Arthropoda; Insecta; Lepidoptera; Nymphalidae
Product: myogenesis-regulating glycosidase-like
Exons: 9
Coding region: 27-1883 (618 amino acids)
Biological process (GO): carbohydrate metabolic process
Molecular function (GO): hydrolase activity, hydrolyzing O-glycosyl compounds
Source: RefSeq, a predicted model, not a curated record
CGGGCCGCUUAUAGGCACCAUCCAAAAUGAAGUGGUUAGUGCUCCUAGCUGGACUAGCUGUGGUGCUAGGCGCUGUGCCUAGAAAGCCAACCGCUCGCGAUUUUGAAUUGGAAGAAACUGACACUGGCUUCAAUGUCAUUGCCAUCACAGAUUCGAAACGCCUCCUUCUUGGUCAAAUCGGACGUAAAGCAAAUCAUAAUGAGGAUGAUGUUACCUUCGAAAUCACUGAAGGCCGCGACGAAGCUAGCGGCGGAUACAGAGUAACCAUCUCUUGGCAAGGGCCCAGCGACAAAAUCUUCGAAGAUUGUUAUGACUUUGGCACUAAGCAAUGGUACGGAGGUCCGGAACAAAAAGAACAAUACUGGCCGAUUCAGAAAUCUAAACUGCAGAAAUACUCUAUAAUAUCUAAAGAAGAUGAUAAUUCUGCUGUAUCUGAAAGGUACUGGGUCAACUCAGCGGGCUGGUACAUUUACAUUCAACCGGAAGCACCCCUUUUCGUAGAUCAUCACAAUAUUCUCGAUAACCACAUUUGCUUCGUAGCUGAAGUUACAGCGCCCUACUCAAUGAGACGUACGCAGAAUGUUCUCAAAUACGACCUCUGGUUCUUUGAUGACGCUAAAGAAGCACACCAACACGCUGUCGACACUUACCUUGGCAAACCAUCCGAUAUUCCUGACUACAGAAUGAUUCAAUAUCCAGUAUGGUCAACUUGGGCGAGAUACUCCAGAGAAAUCGACCAAAACAGUCUAUGGGAAUUCGCAAACGAAAUCAACGACAGUGGAUUCCCAAAUGCUCAGUUCGAAAUCGAUGAUCUUUGGGAAAUUUGCUACGGUUCUCUAACCGUUGAUGAAAGGAAAUUGCCUGACUUUAAAAAACUGAUUCAAGAUAUUAAAGGCCUUGGAUUCAGGGUGACUAUUUGGGUCCAUCCCUUCAUUAACAAGGACUGCGAUCCUUGGUAUUCUGAUGCGUUAGAAAAAGGUUACUUAGUACUAAACGAAGAAGGUAGCCCGGACACGUCAUGGUGGAACAAUAAUGGCUCAGUUCCCGGAUACAUCGAUUUCACCAACCCUGAAGCUGCUGAAUGGUACAGCACCAGAGUACAAGAUCUGAUCGACACUUAUGAUAUUGAUAGCUUGAAGUUCGAUGCUGGAGAAUCUAGCUGGUCACCUCAGAUCCCAGUUCAAAAUGGAGACAUUGAUUUACACCCUGGAAACAUUGUUCAGGCUUACGUGAGGACCGUCGCCAAGUUUGGUCCUAUGAUCGAAGUCAGAUCUGGAAUGAGGACUCAAGAUCUACCAGUCUUCAUCCGCAUGGUUGACAAAGAUACUCUAUGGGACUUCAACAACGGCCUCGCGACCCUGGUCACCACCCUCCUGCAGAUGAACCUUAACGGUUACACGUUGGUGCUACCCGACAUGAUCGGUGGUAAUGGAUACAACGCGAAACCAUCCAAGGAACUGUUUGUGAGAUGGCUCCAGGCUAAUGUAUUCAUGCCGACUCUUCAAUAUUCCUUCGUCCCAUGGGAUCAUGAUGACGAGGCGGUGGAGAUAUGCCGUCGCUACACACAACUGCACGCGGAGUUCGCUGACGAGAUCGCAGCGGCCAUGCAGGAGUCUGUGCGCUCGGGCGCGCCCGUCAACCCGCCCAUCUGGUGGCUCGACCCCACCGACGAAGACGCACUCGCCGUAUGGGACGAGUUCCUCCUUGGAGAGCGUAUUCUCGCUGCUCCCGUUCUAGAAGAAGGCGCAGUGUCACGUGACAUCUAUCUACCACGUGGACAGUGGCGGGACGGAGUAUCUAAUGAAAUGAUCGAGGGCCCCGUUUGGCUCAGAGAUUACCCAGCACCGCUUGACACUCUGCCCUACUUCACUCUUGAAGACUAAAAUAUGUAGACACAAAAUCUACAGACCAUAUAACCACUUCAACUCACAACCACGUGGCUGAAAGAA